UUUGCUUGUUUGUCUAGUUGUCCCGACCUAACAUUGGUCCGGACGCGGGACAAACAAGCAAAUAUCGGGUCAGUCCCGAUAAAAUCGGGACCUGUGGUCACCCUGCUCCCUGCACACAGAGAGUCACGUUUCUCCCCAGACUAGAGCCCUCCCCAGACUGACACUCUCAGCCACAGCUCACGGGAACAGCAGCGAAUCAGCCAGAUCGCAGGGGGCCGCCCCAUAGGCUGAACAGAGGCCAAAGACAAGGAAAUGAAACUAACCCUGUCACGCAGCCAUGGCCGCACACAGCUCUGUACUAAGUCUCCAGGAUGAACUCUCUUGUUCCAUCUGCUUGGAGUAUUUCCAAGAUCCGGUGUCUAUCCAUUGUGGGCACAACUUCUGCCGGGCCUGCAUCAGCCAGUGCUGGGAGGAGACAGAUACAAACUUCUCCUGCCCCCAGUGCAGAGAAACCGCCCAGCAGAAGCUUUUCAGGCCCAACAGGGAGCUGGGGAAAGUUGUGGAAAUAACCAGGCAGCUGAGUUUCCAGGUCACAGUAACCGCAGGAGGGGAGCAAGGGUGUGAGACACACCGGGAGGCCCUGAAACUCUUCUGUGACACGGAUCAGCAACUAAUUUGUGUGAUCUGCAGAGAGUCGCAGGCGCACAGAGCGCACUCUGUGUUCCCAGUAGAGGAGGCGGCCCAGCAGUACAAGAAACAAUUCCAGACCCGGCUGCAGACUCUGAAGGAAGAGAGAGAAAAGCUCCUGGGGUUGAAAGUAUCAGCAGAAGGGAGAAGCCGGGAGUAUCUGGAGAAGACAGAUGCCCAGAGGCAGAAGAUCGUGUCUGAAUUUGAGCAGCUGCGCCAGUUCCUGGAGGAACAAGAGCGACUCCUGCUGGGCCAGCUGGCAGAGCUAGAGAAGGGGAUGACAAAGAUGCGGGAUGAAAAUUUCACCAAACUCUGCAAGGAGAUUUCCCGACUCAGUGAGCUGAUCCGUGAGAUGGAGGGGAAGUGCCGGCAGCCAGCAAGUGAAUUCCUGCAGGACGUCAGAAACACCCUGAGCAGCUUGUCUCCUAGGUGCAAGAAGGGGCAGUUUCAGCAGCCAGUGGAGAUUUCUCCUGAGCUGGAGAAGAGACUCUGUGAUUUCUGUCCGAAAAUCUUUGUUCUAAAGGAGACUCUGAAGAAAUUGAAAGAUACCCUGCCCUCCGAACUGGAGAGAGAAUGGGCGAAUGUGACUCUGGAUCCAGACACGGCUCAUCCCGAACUCGUCCUGUCUGAAGAUCGGAAAGGCGUGAAGCGGGGACACACGCGGCAGCAUCUUCCUUACAAUCUGGAGAGAUUUGACGCUGAGCUCUGCGUGCUGGGCUGUGUGGGGUUCACCUCGGGGCGACAUUGCUGGGUGGUGGAGGUGGGGGAUGAAGGGGGCUGGGCUGUGGGGGUGGCUAGAGAGUCUGUGAGGAGGAAGGGAGAGUUCAUCUUUCAACCCGAGAAGGGGAUCUGGGCUGUGGGGCUGUGGAGGACUCGGUACUUGGUUCUUACCUCUCCUGCGACACCCCUGUCCCUGAGCUGGGCGCCCAGGAGGAUCCGGGUCUCUCUGGACUAUACACAGGGGCAGGUGGCAUUUUUUGACGCUGAUAGUGAAGCCCCGAUCUUCACUUUCCCACCGGCCUCAUUCAUGGGGGAGCGAGUCCGCCCCUGGCUCUGGGUGGAGAUGGGAUCGCAGCUCAGGCUGUGCCCCUGAAACACGAGGUGAAAUUCACCGCUGCACCUCUCCUCCAGGCAGAGGCUCCCCCGGCACCUGGCUCCUCAUCUCUGGGACGCUGGCCAAGUGCAGGGAGCCUCUGAACUGACACAACUUUAGGUUGCUGGGUGUGAUUAGGGCAGAGAGCCCAAUCCUAUUGUCCAGACUGGUCCUAUCCACUCUGAUUCUGGAGAGCUCGGGCAGUCUGCUGGGCAGAUGGAGGGAGAGGAAUCCUGAGGGUAGGGACAAAGGUGGGGGCUGGAGAGCAGUUUUACUCCAGUGACUUCACUCCUGAUUUACACUAGGGUGGGGGAGGGGAAUCAGCCCCAGUGACUCCUGAGGGGGUCACUCCUCAUUCACACUGGAGUGAAUGAGGCCAGGAGGGAAUCACUUCCAAUGGGAGUGACUCCUGAUUGACACUGGUGUGAAUGAGAGGGGAAUCCGUCCCAAUUAUUCCAAUGGGAGACAUGGCUAGAAAAGGUUAAACAUCCCAUGUUUUUUUGUAUUUACGUAUGUAUGAGUAGGGUCUACAAUGUAAUCAACAGUCCCUGCCUAUGCUGUAUUCUGAGAAUUCAGAGGUCAAAAGAAGAGCCUAUCACUUAAAUGAAUUAUAAACAUGGGAUAUCUCAGUAUUCAUCUCUCUUUGAAAUGUACUGCGAAUGGUGGAGGAACAAGCAAAUGGCCUUGUGUUAAUUCGUAUAGCUAAGUACCUGUGAUGGACCUCCUUCAAAGUCAUCCUAAUUACCUUUUGUUCCCUGAGGAACUCCAACUUGUCAAAAGACAUGAAAUUGUACAAAAGAUCCUUGGAUCCUGAUUCUGUCAUCUCAGAUCUGCUUAGACUUCAUCAGGGGACGUUUGAGUCGCAAGAUUGAGGUCCCAGUUAUGCUGACACUCACCGAAGGUGAUAUUGGACAUUGGAGUAUAAUCUUUGAACUAUUAAUGAAAGAACUCUUUGCAACCACAGAGCUCACCAUCUCUGCCAUGAAUCUGCACCUCAAUAAAUUGAACUCAUGUCUGUCUGUAUAUUGAUCUUUUAACCAUACUCUCUCUCUUUUGUUUUUUUAAUACAUUUUAGUUUUGUUAAUAAAAAUUGGCUGUAACGUCUGUUUGGUAAAGAUCUGAAACAUGCAUUAACCUGGGACGUAAUGUGUCCGAUACUUUGGCAUUGGUAGAACCUUUUCUUUUAUAUGACGAAAUAAGAUUUACAGAAAUUUUCAUCAUAUUUGACAUGAGUACGUGGAUGGAGGCCUGAGGCUGGAUCACUUUAAGGGAACUGUGUUGUUUGGAUUUCUGAGUAACCAGUAAGGUAAUAAAGAAGCUGUUUUAUGCUGGCUUGGUAAAUCUAAGUAUUGGAAUAUCCACCAGUUUUAUGAGGAUUGUCUGCCCUGUUCUUUGGAGUUCACCCUAAUCGAGUGACCAUAGCUGGCCCCCACUAGGACCCCGGUCAUACUACUCCUGAUUGACACUGGUGUGAGUGAGAGGGGAAUCAGCCCCAGUGACUGCAAUGGGAGAGACUCUUGAUUGCUGUACUUUUCUUCCUUCUCCUGUUCUUCCCUGAGCGACCCCCCCACCCUUUUGUGGUCAUUUGUCUUGCUUUGUGCGAUUAGUGAGAGAAAAAGGGAUGAAGCAGCGGAGGGAAGAUGAGAGUUUCUUUAAUUUUCCUCCUAGUUGGAAAUGUCUGCUUGAUGGACAUUCCAGGCACGUGGGCCUUCGGUUUGCAUAAGAGGCCAGGACUACCCUACAAAAUUAAGUCAACCUAAUUCACAUUGGUGUACAGCCCCCACAGCAAUUACACUGCACUUUGCUCCUUGUGUCAGCAAUGCGCGUCCUCACCGGGAGCAGUUGUACCGAUCGUACUGUCAGCAUGGGGCAUUGUGGGAUUGCUCCUGGAGGCCAGUAGCAGUCCAUGGAAGCAAUGAAGUGUCUACACUGACACUGAAUUAACCUAACUACAUCAGGCCUGACUCUAUGCUGCCCAUGGAGGUGGAGUUAUUAAGUCGCCAUAGCAGGGCACUUUAAUCAGCGGGAGCGAAAUUUUAAUGUAGACACUUUCAUAGUUAGGUCAAUGUAAGCUGCCUUACGUAAACUGCCUAACUCUGUAAUGUAGACCAGAGAGAGACAGAGAGAGCGCAUACUGCCAGCGUCUGGGUACCAUGCUGGAGGCUGAAAGCAAAGAAACUAUUAUCUCCUUUUGUUUCUGGUUCCUCCUGUGUUCAGAGAAACAGGAUUUUGUAUGUCCCUUCUCAAUAAAUAAAAGUACA
This is a messenger RNA of Mauremys reevesii (Reeves's turtle), 3981 nucleotides long. Its product is annotated as zinc finger protein RFP-like. The transcript has 7 exons. The record is from RefSeq and is a predicted model, not a curated record. Gene Ontology annotation, molecular function: zinc ion binding; protein binding. Lineage: Eukaryota; Metazoa; Chordata; Testudines; Geoemydidae. The coding region runs from base 278 to 1720 and encodes 480 amino acids.